AGUUUUGCUAUUGUUUCUCUGUAAAAAUAUUUUGCUUUUUGCUGUAAAUUACUUAGAUCGUGUAAAGUAGAUGGUUUAAAAUUAUAAAGAUAUGAUAUUUUCAAUUAAUUAAAACAGGGUUACAACAGUUUUAAUUUAAUGUUUAGAAGAACCGGUAAAAUAAAAAGAUCAAUUGUUGGGAUGUCAAGUAUUUGUGGAUUGUUCAAUAAAUAAAUUUCGUAUUUUGUUAUUUCUGGCUUAAAUCGGAACAAUGGCAAACUCCGUUAACAUAUCAAUCGAAGCACCAAUUGAGAAUCAAAUCCAAGAAAUAACAUACGAUGGCCAAGAAAUAUACCAAGCGCCUCUGUCUAUGUCAGAGAAUUUGGCUAGACUCGCACAAAAGAUAGAUUUCUCAAAGAGUGAUGAUGAAUUCUGUAAUGUCAAGAAAGAAGGAGAGACAAGUUCAGAUCCUAAGCCAGAUGAAGACAACAAAGAUGCAGGUUAUCAAUCCAACCAGUGGCCCUGGGAGUCAGUGAGAAAUAAACUGAGAAAUGCACUCACAGAAGUUUGUGUGCUAGCUGAUGUUCUGAAUAUUGCUAAAGAAAAGAGAUACAUGGUAUUAGAUCCAGUACAACCGGAACAGGUAGAUAACCGACCCAUGGUCCAAGUGUAUGGACGCAAGAAAGCACUAGGAGCAGCAGCGGCGGUCUUGCUAGCUGGUGUCGAACGUCUCAGAGCAAGUGAAAAUAUGAGAAUAAACAGGAACAUGCCUGAUUUUCACAUUGAUUUAUUGAGGUUACGACAAAACUGGAGAUUGAAAAAAGUAUCUAACACAAUUGUUGGUGAUCUUAGUUAUAGGACUGCUGGCUCCAAGUUCAGCCAGACUGGUGUUUUUGAGGUAACAAAAGCUCCUGAAGAGCAGAUGAUGCAAGCGAUGAGCCUGAACGCGGCCGGACCAGCUCCCUCCGCCCUCCGCGUCACCGUCCCUCCUGAGCUUCAGGGAGUUGCUUUCAUAUCUGUCUUAUGUCAGAAAGAGCAAGAAGAUGUAGUGACAGCAACCCUGAGCUCAUCCGCAUUAAAUUGUCCUGGUACACUCCCCGGUGAUGGGGCGGAGCUCCAUUGGCAACAGAAGUUGGAAGCAGCCCAGAAUGUACUAUUCUGCAAGGAGCUGUUCGCUCGGUUAGCUGCUGAGGCUGUACAGUUAGAUGCUUCCAUUCCACAUAUGGUCGUCGGUAACCAGAUCAUGGCUACUGUACUUCCUGGUAUUCAAUUGCUAAUAGGGCUCUGCCAUAACAAUGGACAAAACAACACCAAUACAAAUCCGGAAGGUGUAAAGUCGGACGGGGCGGCGGGCAAGUCUGACCACGACCACGUGCUGGAGCACUCGCUGCACCAGCUGCUGCGCGCCGUCCACUACGCCAACACCCACCACCCCUUCCCGCACCCCGCCACCGGGCCCCUCGGGCCCUCCAAGCGGCGGUGUCUCGCCGGUCCAAUGGCGGCAGACCGUUACGAGCUUCUAGACAUGAGCAAAGAACAGUCACUACUGGAACAGAUCAUUCAACAAGCUCAACACUUUUUCAUGCGUCGACGCAGCGAAUAUGUACUCGACACGAUCGCUAAAGAGGUGAAGGAUCCCCUUAUUGUAUCACACUGGAACGCGUUAAACAGUCCCACACAAUCAUGUGUUAAAAUAAACAUAAUGGCAUACGGAUAUGACGCAGUUUGCCGUACGUCAUUGGUGGUGCACGUUGGUGAGAAAACACUGAAGUGCAUAUGCCGAGACGGCAAGGUGCGACAUCUAUCGUACGAACUGCAAGAACUAAGGGACCUUAUUUAUUGCCAGAUAUACCAGCAUCAGAUGACCGCGGUGCAGGCGGUGGGGCGGUGCAUGGGCUGGCAGCUGUUGGCCAGCAGUGCACAUCUCGGCUCAGGGCCCGUGGAACCGUUAGGCAACGCCUCCUCAUGUCUACUGGCAUCGCCCAAUGGUGACAGAAUGAUAGCGAUAAGAUGUGAACCAUCAGUUGGUAUUCAAGUAUUUAUAGCGCAAUCUCCAAGAAAAGACUUCUUUUCUAGUGAAUUAGUACAAGAUAAGAAAUGGGAGAAUCUCGGUGGAGCCUUCAAGGAAAUCAAACUGGAGAAAAUGGAAGGAAAGAACUUCCUCAACAAAAUGGAACUAUUGAUGGCGUGUUUAAGUAGCCCUUCAUAAAAGCAAUCAGAAUUAGUAUUUAUAUUAAAAAAUAAGAGUAAUGUGGAAUUUUUUUAAGUGAAAUCAAUAAAAUACAAUUGAAG
Molecule: messenger RNA, 2271 nt
Organism: Diatraea saccharalis (sugarcane borer)
Lineage: Eukaryota; Metazoa; Arthropoda; Insecta; Lepidoptera; Crambidae
Source: the annotation of a GenBank genome assembly